Messenger RNA from Fibroporia radiculosa, 2715 nucleotides. RefSeq lists its product as uncharacterized. NCBI's taxonomy places the organism in Eukaryota, Fungi, Basidiomycota, Agaricomycetes, Polyporales, Fibroporiaceae. Bases 1 to 2715 code for a protein of 904 amino acids. The record is from RefSeq and is a predicted model, not a curated record. Gene Ontology annotation, biological process: mitotic G2 DNA damage checkpoint signaling; double-strand break repair via homologous recombination. The transcript is spliced from 10 exons. Gene Ontology annotation, cellular component: Mre11 complex. Gene Ontology annotation, molecular function: damaged DNA binding.
AUGUGGGUGCUCGCUGGUCCCUUCGAUGAUGCCUGCCUAGAAGAGCCCCAGGCACAUCGGUCCAAACUUCUGAAAGCGGGUAAAACUUAUAUAGUAGGGCGGAAGGACCAACCUCUCGUUCUCGGACACAAGAAGAUAUCCAGAGAACACGCCAAAUUUGUUGUAGCAGAGUGCUCGAUUGAGGACGCGACGAAUCCAGCUUUUAUCCCCAGCCUCACUCUCGAGUUCUUCAAGUCAGAAUCUAAGAAAACCAUCUCUCGACACAUGAUUCGCGUUGGGAAGGACGACCCAUAUGUUAUCAAUCCAGGAGAAGUAGCGGAUCUCCAGCAUGGGGAUGUCGUGCAUAUGGUGACAGGUGUCACAGUAACAGUCCAAUGGGUUAAGGUCUGUUGUUAUAGACCGCCUUCUCCUGCAAUGCCAUCCUUCUCCCUCCAGGAUUGCUCGGAACUAGGAAUAUGUAUGACUCCUGCUCAUCGGCCCGACGUUACCCAUCACCUUACCCCAACGUAUUCGCUCACACCUGAUUUAGCGGCCUCGCUAGUCGCUGUCGCAUGCAUUGUUAGACCUGAAUGGUUGACUGAAGUGAUCCGUCUGGGCUCGUCCACUAAUGCAGCGCCAUCUGCUCUUGAAGAGUCUUUUUCCUUACCACCCACUCACAAAUUCUACCCCUCGUUCUCACCUUCCCUCCCAAUCUCCCUGAGAACUUUCGGAAAGUGGGGACAAAAUGAGGCACGGGUGGCUCUAUUCCGUGGCUUUCGAUUCAUCUUCGUUGUUGAGAAGGGAAGAGAAAUCCAAGAAGCAAUGAGAGCGCUUGUCAAACAAAGUGAAGGGUCACAAGUUGGACAUGAGUCUUCGCCUUUACCCGAUGUUGUGCCCAACACCCACCCGGACGAGCCAUCGAUUCCUCCUGUACUAGCCGAGAAUGCACCGAGGAGAAACCUUCCGCGAAGAGCGAUCUCCCGUACAUCGUCCCUUGCACCCUCUCCCCCACCGGCUAUAGUCGAAGAAGUCGUUACCGCCGAGGACCCGCAACAUAAGCCUCGUCGAAUCCUGGUUCGCAGGGCUGGAAAACCAAAAACCCCUAUCAUAGGCAUUGACGAUCCGUCAGUUGACGACUUUGAUGGUGAAUUGCUCCUUAGCCAAGCAAUACAAGAUGUCGCUCCAUCGCCUAUGGAACCCUCGGUGAAAUUUGAUGCUCUUACUCAGACUUCAGCGCCUCCGAGGUCUCGUUUGAAGCGUCGCGCUGGCACAUCACAAACCACCCCGAGCAACCAUUAUGGCCUAACCAUUGAAUCUCUAGAACCAGGCAUGAGCGAACCGCCGCUGAAAAAAUUCAAAUCAUUGUUCGAGGAAAGCGAUCCGGAGAGGAUCAUACAAUCUGAUAGCGCGAUGGAAUUUGGCACUUAUUCUUCGCAGCCUGCUCAGAGCCUGACACAGAGCGAGACAGGUAUGACGCAGGCCGCUUCUAGGUCACGCGUCGCUGAGGUUGUCCUGUUGGCUCCACUGGCUGAAGAGGAGGAAGAGAGUAUGAGUGGAUUAGGGAUUGAACCUGGUACCUCCUCGACCACACAGGAACGGAUGUUGAAGAGGAAGAUCCAAGACGUUGGCGAAGAUGCUGUGAUGGAGGAGGCACCAGGAAGAGUCAAGCGACGCGCCGUGGAGAAUGUGAAUGCGAUUGAGUCAGAGAUAGUGCGAGCUGUUCCUAAGCCCUCCACCAACCUAGCCUCCAAACCUUCUUCUAAAACUGCUGCUAAACCUCCGUCAAAGGUGCUGCAGAGUCAAAAGAGUCAGAAGCCAUCAAGCACUGCUCUAAGCAAACCAGAUGUCGACGAGGCGUUUUUGAGGGCCGUUGCCACUACGAAGCGCGGGAAAAAAGCAGAAGAUUCAUUUGACAGGGAAUUUAAUAACUUGCGUAUCUCCAAGCCUGAAUUGAAUAAGGAUCAGCAGCAAAAAGAGUGGGCGGUCUUGGAUGACUUUGGUGAUGAAAAAAAUCUGAGAGGAAAUUUCAUGGUAAUUGUGGAGAUGGAUGUAUACAAAAAGGAGGAUGGCCGGCAAGGGUUAAAGCUGGGCCAGGGAAGGAUUGAUUGGGAAGGAAGGCGGGAUUUCAAGAAGUUCAAGCGGAAAUCGCCUCUCGAUAGAAGACUGCCUGUUGAACUAAUCGUUGAAGACGAUAAAGACUAUGGUGUAGGAUCUCAAUACUGGAAGGACUCGACACAAGUGCAAUCACAGCCUGACAUCAACGUAGCAGAACGUCCUCAGGUUCGAAAGCAGCAAGUUAAAUCUGAAACUCAAAUACAGCGCAAGGGGAAAAGGAGAGCGUCCCCGAAAGCCUCUGAUAGUGAUGAGGAUGAUUCAUCUCUAACGGCGAAGACGACACAAACUCGAACAGCAUCGAGCCAGACACAAAAAAGACAAACAAGGCAAACAGGACGAAAGGACACACAAGCACUUUUUAUCGAUUCCGAGGACGACGGGCAGGAAUUGGGUGCGGAUUUGCCGUUGUCCGAUGGCGAUGCGUUUCCGGGUGCGAGUCAGGAUGGUGAAUUUGACGAUGGCCUUACGUUACGCUCUACCGGAAGGACACAGGGCACAAGUGCUCGCCGCGACCCCACUCAAGCUUCGAAGAAAGCACCAAUUCCUAUUGUGGAUGACGAUUCCGAUGAUGGGACAACAUUUAAAGGGUUUGGCGCGAAGAGGAGUGGAAGGAAGAAGUGA